Molecule: messenger RNA, 2033 nt
Organism: Suillus bovinus
Lineage: Eukaryota; Fungi; Basidiomycota; Agaricomycetes; Boletales; Suillaceae
Exons: 5
Coding region: 394-1683 (429 amino acids)
Source: RefSeq, a predicted model, not a curated record
CAACUAUCAGAUCUUCCGGGCGUGUCUUGCUCAUUUAAAUCGGCAAAUACCGGCUUCGGUAGCCCACAUUAAAGUCAAGCUCUCUGCCUAAAUGCAGUGCCAUCAUGACUAAGGUGUGACGUCGUCUCACGCCACCUAUCAUCUACUCCACCCCCGCUAUACAAAUGCUGCCACCUUUGCCGCAUAUACAUGAACUACCACCUACUUGGCGAUUGAAUGUGACAAAGCCGCACAAUAAUAUCAUUUCCUCCCGCUUUGCUUCUUUUUACCGAUCUCGACUCGUUCUGACGGCCUGCUGAACGCAUAAAUCAUCCAGCAUCGAUCUUCAGACUACGCCCAUCGUUUGUUCAAUAGACACUCUGUCGACAUACCUCCGACGUCCUACUUCUGACCAUGCGCGACAAUGGUGACAUAUCGUCUGGUGCUCCCCCUAAUUCAGAGAAAUCUACAGUCUCCCAGAAUCAUAAACGUGGUAUAUCAGAAUAUCUGCACCUCCCCCGUUCACCACCACCUCCAUCUCGUAGGUUGUCCUUUUCGAAGCGACGCACGUCUUUCCAUUCGCCUCGAGAGAUUCCCCUACCAUCCUCCCCGUUGACGUGCUCUUCUCAGCUAGCCAGCUAUCCAUUCCCCAAUACGGCUUCCAACACAAUAUCACAUUCACUUAGCUCGAAAGGUGACGACUUCACAGGAUUGGAUCAUAGUUCUACCGGGUCGCUUCAUUUGUCAGCAUCAAGACCGUUGCCAUCUAUCCCAUAUACGCCACCCAGAAUCUCGAGCCCUGACUCAUCGCUGGACAUGAAGACCUCAGAUUCUCCGGGCAGCAAGCAACCCGAUACUCCUCAUCCUUCCUCAGCAACUAAUCACCACCAGUUCUCGCCACAUGGUAUGGAAUCUCAAUCUACAGCGGCGCCUAUCUUCCCAUUCUCACGACCAUACUCGUCACCUGACGGUCAUUUGUCUAUGCAACCUACCAAUUGUCACGAUGUUAGUUCCACAAUGGGGUUGCCACAAACGCCUUACAAUCUUCUGCCCCGAAUGGAUGGUCCGGUAGCUGUCGCUUCGCCCUCCCCCGGUGACAGCCAGUCACCGUCAGAGGUAUCCGAGCAAACGCUGCCCUUGCGUCCGCAAACCAAUGCAGUUCCCAAUGAUCUGCAAAUUCAACGCCUUCCUCUGUCCAAUGUACCCCGUUUCUCGCAGGCAGGUUGGCCAUGUGCACCUAUCCCAUUGUCGCCUUCUCCGCCUGAGGACCAAAUGCAACCGCCUGCAUCAUCUUCUAAUGAAGGCUUGUAUCCUGCUCCCGAGGCACCAGUGAUUUUGACACCGCCGACACAAGCUGAACGCUGCGGGGAAGAUGCCACUAAACGUGCUCCGUACGACUCGUUUCUUUGUCAUGGCCCUCCCCCAGAUACUUGGAUAGUCGUAGAGACUUCGUCGUCGGAGUAUCGGCUGGUCGUGCGACUCCCUGGCUUCAGAAGGGAUGCCAUUACGAUCGCUACCCGCAGGAGCCGCAUACUUCACGUCGUUGCUGAUUCAUGGGAGCCUGAAGGCGGGCACUUUGAACGUCGCGUAUUAUUCGGAUAUGACGCUGAUCUGGCGCAAGUGCGCGCCGAAUUUGACGGGCAGAUCCUUCGUAUCAUCGUUCCUCGGCGUAUUCCGGCAGUUUCCUGGUAUAACCAUCAGUAAAUUAUAUUGUGAUCGAGCAUUAAUAUCAUCGUAUAACUUGCCCAUCCGUGACUUUAUCGCGCCGUAUAUCUUCAUCUAGCAUGGCAUUUCUUUGGAUCCAUCCACCGAAGAUAUGUUCACUUCCGUUUCUACUUCCACCUGUACAAUAUAGUACUCAUCCAUUUUCUCUUGUUGAUAUUUAUUUUCUUAACCUUGAUGCCAACAUUGCCAAGGAAGUCAACUUAACAUGAUAGGCUCUAAGCAUUAGCUAUCUUUCUACCACAUCUUCAUUUACUUAUUUACUCACCACUUCAUCCCUACUGCAUGUUCCAGGUCCCCUAGUCGAAUGUCUAGUCUCGUCACCAGCCGCC